UUGACCCGCAGUCAUAUGUUCAUUUUGUUGACGUUUACUUUUUUGGCCAAACCAAAAAGCAUUGCGCACCAGGUUGAAAAGCCUCCAGGCUAAUUCGCAAUGGAGCUGAUCGUUCUCGUGGGGAUUGCCAUUGCCCUUUUGGUCGUGAUCAUCACGCUGUACAUGCUGCAGAAGAAGAAUGCCAGCCCAGAAACCAAGCCAGCUGCUGCCCCACAACGUGGCGUCCCACAGCGCGCCCAGGAGGGAGUGCCGCGUCGGGCGCAGAUAGCACGGAAUCAGCGCAACCGGCUGCGCCAGAAUGCUCCAGCGGCUCCAGUUGCUGCGCCAGCAGGUGCUCCGCCAGCCCAUGGCGACUCCGACAACGAAGACGAUGCCCAGGUGGAUGCCGAUGGAGCUCGCGUGCCCCAGGCCGCGGUGCUGGACGAGAAGAUGGGCGCCAAGAAGCGGGCCAAGAUGGAGGCCAAGGAGCAGAAACGUCUGCAACGCGAGCAGGAACUGCACGAUCGCGAACAGCGAAAGGUGAAGGAGGCCAAGGAGGAGGCCGAACGCAAGCAACAGGAGGACCUCGAUGCGGAAGUGGAGCGCAAGCGGCUGGAGGCCGAGCGCCUGGCCAAGGAGGAGCGAGAGCGCAAGGAGCACGAGGAGUACUUGAAGAUGAAGGCCGCCUUCAGUGUGGAGGAAGAGGGCUUCGAGGAGGGCGACGCCGACGAGCAGGACAACCUCCUGGCCGACUUUAUACAGUACAUCAGGGACAACAAGGUGGUUGUCUUGGAGGAUCUGGCUGUGGCCUUCAAACUGAAGACGCAGCAGGCCAUCGACCGCAUCCAGGAACUGCAGGCCGAUGGCACCAUCACCGGCGUCAUCGACGAUCGCGGCAAGUUCAUCUACGUUUCCGAGGAGGAGCUGGCGGCCGUGGCCAAGUUCAUCAAACAGCGCGGACGCGUCUCCAUCGCCGAGCUGGCAGAGAGUAGCAACAACCUGAUUAACCUGACGCCCGUCUCCGCCGGCGGCGGCGGCGAGGGCAGCUCCUGAUGAGAUUUGUUAGCCAUUUAUAAAUUAAAUUUAUAUUUUAGAUGCGAUGUGUUGGUAGAAUAACAAGAACAAAAGGAAAACAUA
Messenger RNA from Drosophila biarmipes, 1116 nucleotides. RefSeq names its product DDRGK domain-containing protein 1 (gene Ddrgk1). Bases 100 to 1032 code for a protein of 310 amino acids. The transcript has 2 exons. Lineage: Eukaryota; Metazoa; Arthropoda; Insecta; Diptera; Drosophilidae. The record is from RefSeq and is a predicted model, not a curated record.